AUGCUGGUUGGCACCGACCGCUGCCUUGGCGACAUCGUCUCGGAGAUGCUGUCCACGAUCGAAGAUAACGACAAGUCUCACGAGGAGGCCCACAUCUACCUCUGCACUCUCUUCCCGCAGUUUGCCCACAUCUUCUCGGAGAUGAAGGAGGUGGGGGUCCCGAAGUUGGGUCGGGCGGGUUGUGGGUAUGGUGUGGCGGACGAGGAGUUCGCGAGACAGUGUCUGGAGCAGCACAUUGCCCUGCUGCGAGGCCCGCCUAACCGGCCGACGGCGAAGUCUCUCUCCUCCGAACAGGGCGACUUGUUGACGGCGUGCGUCGACUUUCUGAGCGAGCAAGGCAGGGCCGGUGGCGACGGCGACGGUGGCGGCGAGGGUGACAGUACCACACCGCCGCUGGGAGACGGUGAGACUCGCCACUCUUCCCGUAGCCGUGACGAUAAUGCUGCCCACGGAGGUGGCGGUGGCGGAGGUCGCCGCACGGUGGAUGAAGCCCUCGCGUCGUUGCUGAGCGAGGUCGCCGCUGCGACGAUGGUGGAGGGAGGGAGCUCGACCAGCAGCCGCAGCAGCAGCAGCAGCAGCAGCAGCAGCAGCAGCAGCGACGACGAGGACGACGAGGAGGAGGAGGAGAAUGCGUGCGACUUGUCUCUGACCAGCAGCGUGGAGUGAAACGAUGGCCUCGGUCUGACUGCUUCCCUGAACGUCGCCCUACUUUGUGACGCUUGCCGACCACCUUCGGACACGUCGUUUCUUUUCAAUAUGUGUUUGCUUUGGUCGGCUUGCUGGUGGCAUUGGCUUCGAAGGUCCGCCGUGAGCCGCAAAUUCUUUCUUUGCGCGAGCCCCCCUUGUUCGCCCUUUCGACCUGCUUUACCGCAUCGCCCUGUACACAAAGGGGGCCAGCACAUGACAUCGUCAUUCUUGCCGCGACGAUGACGGUUGCCCUUCGUUGCUACGCAGUUCUGCCGCACCGAUUGCCGCAACAACGAUGGAAGCUUGCGAAGUUUGCCCGGAGUUGUACAGGCCAGAAGGGCGUGUUUUUCCGGCGGGAUGUGCAAACUCCCGAGGUAGUGCACCUGCGUGCUGUACAUGGUCUCACACCUUUCAAGUAUGUUUUGAGUAGCAGCAGCAGCAGCAAAAGCGGAAGCAAAAGUGUCCAAGAUAAGUGUUUUUUAUAUGUUACCUAGCGGGCGCACCAGUCAAAGUUUUACAGAAUAGCGCUAUGUCCGACUCCUCUCUGCUUCUUCUGGUGGGACGACCCUCUCUUUGAUACGGCAUAUGUGACCGUUUUUUUGUUUUUUGUUUUAUGGUAUUAGUCAUUUUUUGCUCGUUACUUGUUUCGUUGGAUGUGUGUUUCGGCGCCCAGUGGGCCUCCGGCGGCCAGUGCAGCGAUCGCUCCCUUAGACUUCCAUCUUCUGCAGUGCCGUUGCCUUUGUAUCAUAUCUCGAUUUUCGUUUCGGACGGAUGUAGCCAACACAGCCAGAUUGUUCGCCGCCGCUUGGUACGCGAUCGUAUCCAUGGGCAACAGACUCUUGUUGCGGCGUGAGUCGGCCGAGUGGUGUGCUUUGUCAACGUGAGUUUAGAUUCAAUCUUCCUGAGGGCCACAGGAGUACGCCACCACCUUGUACUGCUGUGCGCCGUUACGGUGUUUAGCGUGGUUGGAAAGUUUUGACUUGAUUUGUGCAUGUGUGCUGAGGUUGCCGAUCUACCUGCGACGGUCUUGUUCAUGACCGCGCAUUCGAAAAAUAAUGUUUUUGUCGGGAGGGGAAGGAUUCAUUUUUGGCUUUUAUGUUUCGGCUUUGAGGGGGGAGGGCGGGGGGGCUUGAUGUAUCGUACAUUUUCUGGGUUCAAAUCGACGUAUGACUCUUUCUUUCGUACGGCUGUGCUGCUGCCGCCUUUUCGUCUUGUGUGUGGGGUGUUCUUUGGUCGAUGAAGGCGGCGACCGCUUGACCGUAGGCGUUUGCCCAUACCAUGCCACACAGACUAUCUGCAGAAGUCGAUGUUGGACAUCUCCAUGCGGCAGGUCUGGAGGAGAGCUUGAAUGGAGUCUGCUUGUGGGCCGGGUAUGGCAUGCAUGUAUAUACUUCUCGGUCGGCCGCGGGAAUGGCCGUUUCUUGUAGAAAUCCCACCUCCCCCCCCCCAGCGCGCUUUGUCACGUUUGUGGAGAGCGCAGAAGAGAUACCAGAGUCAACAGGUGGUCGGGUUGCCGAGCGUUGCCUGUGCUUUUCUGUGUUGACCGUUGUUGCAACCCUUCAGGUCUCAUCGUGCCGUGCACUGUGUGAGUCCCUCAAGUCCAUGUUGAGGCGUUUUUCUUGGUGGUCUGGAUGGCAGAGAAUGGGCUUGCUCUUAUUACUUACGACCGUUUUUUUCAUUGGGGUUCGAGAGCAUCACACUCGAUGUGUUUGGUCGGAAGAAGUUAGUCGCGUAUCAUACACACGCGAGAGCGUCCGGAGGAAGGGAAGUGUGGAGGGAGAGACGAGGCGAAACGAUAGUUACACGAGAGGAGAGGAUGAAGCUACCCGCGUUUCGUGUACAAUAUGUGGAAGUACGUGUUUUUCGGACGUUUUUGCAAAGGUGACGACGUGCGUGCGUGCGUACAUCGAAGUAGGAGGGAAGUAUAUUAUGGCGUCCUUCAUUCAAUAACGGACGGGGAGGGGAGGGGGGCCCAUAAGGCAAUAAUAUGGAUAAACAAACAAACAAACCUACUGGUCCUGUUGGUUUUCUCGAUUUUUUUCCGAGCGCACGGCUGUGUGAUGGGUUGUGUCUCGUUGUGAACGGGUCGACUGCCGUCACUGUGUAGAUGGGCGAGAGACCAAUCGCCAUGCCUGGGUAAAAGAUGAGAAGGAGUUGUUGUGCAGAGUAAGUGUCUUGAGCUGAUAAACACGAACGAAAAAUUGGUAUUCUGUGUCGACGAUGAAGUAGUGUUACAACUGAUUCGCGCCCGUGCAGGUCCAGGUGUUUCUGUUUUUUGCGUUGUGUACGAGGCCAAUCGACCUCAAACGCUGAUUUCUGCGGCAAAAAUAAAAGGGUAUGUAGGAACUACAGUGUUUUCUUUCUAUUAUACUCUCCACGAUUGGUUGUUUCGAAGUGUGCCGCGUUUGUUGACACAAUGAUGGUGUGAUGAUGAUGAUCAUUUGCCGAAACGAAGGGUGAAAGUCGAGAGGAACAUGUCUUCGGUGCCACGCAAAGAGGAGCUUGGGAAAGAGGAUCAGCCGACUCAAGUCAGUCCACUUAAUCCCGCCAGGUGUCCCCAACCCCCCCCCAUAUACUGCAUG
Molecule: messenger RNA, 3269 nt
Organism: Ectocarpus sp. CCAP 1310/34
Lineage: Eukaryota; Phaeophyceae; Ectocarpales; Ectocarpaceae
Source: the annotation of a GenBank genome assembly